Molecule: messenger RNA, 1437 nt
Organism: Dimorphilus gyrociliatus
Lineage: Eukaryota; Metazoa; Annelida; Polychaeta; Dinophilidae
Source: the annotation of a GenBank genome assembly
GAAAAUAUUGCGAGAGAGGUAUAUCUUAUAUAAUAGGCAUCGCAUGUUUAGCGAAAAGGGUUGAUCGACUUUAAGCUUAUACAUACUAUUGGAUACCGGAGUAAUUCUCCGAUAUUCAAGUAUUGACUGACAGCAACUUUCCAUCGUUUUGUAAAUAAGCCAAAAAUAACUUUAUAUCCUUUAUCACUCCUCGGAGAAUUAAUUCUUGAUUUUAUUAAUAUUUGUUCUGAUUUAAAGAAAAUGUAUGCUUUUGUAGCGAUAUGCAAGACUGGCUGUCUUCACGGAUUCUGUGACCGACCUGGAGAGUGCAGAUGCGAUCCGGGUUGGCAAGGCGAUAAAUGCGACAGAUGCAAACCGUUUCCAAACUGCAAGAACGGUUAUUGCCUAGACAAACCCUGGCAAUGCAUUUGCAAAAAAAAUUGGGGUGGCAGCUUAUGCAAUGAAGAUUUAGAUUAUUGUGGAACUCAUAAACCGUGUCAGAACGGUGGCCUCUGCAAAAAUACCGAAGUGGGUCAGUACGUUUGUGAAUGUACGAAAGGAUUUUAUGGAAUUAACUGCGAAAAUGGACGGUGCUCAGGGGAAGAUUGUAGCGGAACAAAAAAUUAUUGCUGGUGUCUGAACGGUGGCAGUUGCCAUCGUACAAAUUUUACGGUUAAAUGCUUGUGCCAAAAUUACUACGGAGAAUAUUGCCAACAUAGAAUCGAUAAUUGCAAAGUUAAUCCUUGUUUACAUGGGGGAAGAUGUUAUAAUUGGGAUACUUACGACUAUUUUUGCCGUUGUCCGACUGAAUUUACGGGAAAAAAUUGUUCAAUACCAAAGCCUUUGUUAAGUCUUACACAACCGCCCUGCAACUGCAACGAAAACGAGCAGUGUUUCAACGGGAAGUGCGUUUGUCGCAAUGGAUUUUCCGGAAAGAAUUGCAGUAGGAGCGAUAAUUUUUGUGAUUCAAAUCCUUGUUUAAAUGAUGGUACUUGUAUAAACAGUUUAUCUACAUUCCAAUGCAUAUGUCAAUCAGGCUGGGAAGGUUCCAGGUGCGAAGAUGAGAGAGAUAAUUGUUUGGAGAAGCCAUGCAAAAAUGGAGGCACAUGUAUUAGCGGUUUUAACAAUUUUACCUGUAAAUGCCCUACAAAUAUUACUGGAGCACUUUGCGAUGGACGAAGCAAUCCAAGUGGAAAUUCUAAGAACAAUCUAUCAAACAAGUCUUGCUUCAGCUCUCCUUGCCUACACGGUUCAACUUGUUUAAUUGUGGGCAAUGACGAUUUCAUUUGCAUAUGUAAACGUGGAUUUGACGGGUCACUCUGUGAGAAGUUAACUGGUCACUGUCUAUCUUCUCCUUGCCAGAAUGGCGGUAGAUGUAUAGAAAAUAUUCAAUAUUAUUCAUGCGAAUGCAAGCCAGGUUUCAUGGGAAAAUUAUGCGAACAAAGUACACAUCUAUAA